Messenger RNA from Diorhabda sublineata, 3288 nucleotides. RefSeq names its product histone deacetylase complex subunit SAP130-A (gene Sap130). The transcript has 11 exons. Gene Ontology annotation, biological process: negative regulation of transcription by RNA polymerase II. Gene Ontology annotation, cellular component: Sin3-type complex. The record is from RefSeq and is a predicted model, not a curated record. Bases 296 to 3058 code for a protein of 920 amino acids. Lineage: Eukaryota; Metazoa; Arthropoda; Insecta; Coleoptera; Chrysomelidae.
AGUGUUGUCAAAUAUAAUAACCUUCAUAUCACAUCCGCCAUUACUGGUAAUUUUAAAGUUGAAUUGAGUAGAGUGCAAAAACCUUAAAUUAAAUAACUUAUGGCAUUUAUAUUGAUGAAUAAAAUACGCUUCUCGUUUUAAAAGUAUAUAUCGUCUCUAAUACAUUUUAAUUAACUCUUAAACUAUAGUUUUUAAAAGUGCAAGUUAAUUCUUAAAAAAAACAGAUGCUUAAAUUAAGAUUAUGUGAUACUAUUCAUGAUGUUGUGUGCAUUUUAAAUAUUAGUUCGUUAUAAACAUGAGUACAAAUACAGAGGACGAAAAAGACUCUCCAAAGGCCGUUCCUUUGGAUCUAGCUCGAAAUAUAUCAAGUGUAAGGACUGUGGAAGGUAAAACUCCCAUAGUAAUGACGAAUCAAUCGUUACGAGGUAUGAGAGUGUUAACUCAGAGCGUACCUGGCUCGAAUCCUUCGACGCUCAGCACUCCUACUAUUAUCGCCACAAAUUUGGUAUCACAAGCAGUUCUUAAAACAGAUUCUGGUAGACCUCAAAUUACUGGUAUUAUUACAAGCAACACCUCCCAACCUCAAGUUACCAGUAAUUUGUCUAGACCUACACAGAUAACACUUUCAGCUCCUUCCCAAACUAUAGGAACUUCUUAUCACGUCCCAAGAGGACCUGCUGUAGUGGCAAACUUAGCCGCCCCCAGAAGUAAUGUCACUACAGUUAGAACACCUAUGGUUGUUGCCCAAGGUGGUCAGCCCCAUACAUUUGUACGUCCACCACGUUCGUCAAGCCCAGCUUCUGGAACCGCUUGGCUUACAAACAGUUCGACUGGUUCCCAAAUCAAAGGUGCCCCAACGGUAUUAAGCUCACCCGUCAGGGGUGCUACCGUAACAGGAAAACCUGCAGUAAUCAGUAGAACCCAGUCACAGGGUGUGUCCACUAUUCGUCCGGGUGCUAUAUUACAAAAUGCUAUUUCCAUAGGUCAAACUGGACAGAUCCAUUCUUUUAAAGCUGGAACUACUGGAAUCCAAGCAUUAGGAAAUACUGUUACUAUAGCUCAGGUUUUACCAACCAGAACACAAGCUGUAGUUUAUAGUGCUAAUUCCAAUGCUCAGUUUACUCCAGCAAGAAUUACAGUAGCUACAACAACUUCAGCACCUAGAUUGAAUCAACCUAGACCUCUCAAUCAGGUUACUACAGCCCGUCUAACUGUUCCUGUAAACGUAUCACAAUCAGGUACCAGGUUAAUAACCCCACAAGCAACCGUAUUAAGUUCGGGUGGUAGAAUAUCUGCUGUUACAACUACUCAAACAUCUACAGCUCCGAGAAUAGUUACAACGCAACCAAAUCUAUCGAUCGGAAGAUUAUCAGUUGCGACUGCUACCCCCACGGCCGUAACCAACGCUACUUUUAUAGGUUCGACGAAAUUAUCGACUUUAAAUUUACAUUCGUUGGUAGCAGUAGCAAAUGCUAACACUCCUCCCGCAAGGACGACCAUAUCUACCCAGGGACCUAAAGUUAUAACUCAACCGGCUCAAGGUACCAUUCAAUUAACCGCACAGUUGAAAACUACACCUAGUAUUGUUUCAACAGGUACAAGAACAAUUAGCGUUCCAGCUGCUAUAGUCACCCAACAGAGACAAGCGACGUUGGUGCCUUCUCAAGCUAUUUCCAUCGCUAAAGUUUUUCCUCAAAAUGAUAAUCCAGUUAGCGGUAGUGCUCCUACUAAUGUAUUUAUACACACUCCUGUGCAAUCUACUAGACAUUCUUCCCCUAGUCCUAAUCAGAGUAAUUGUAUUACACAAACCAGCAGUACAGUACCGGCUACUACGGUAGCUACUUACUCAAUAACUAGCGGUACUUACUUUUAUGAUAACGCUUAUUCGAUGCCGAACAGGAAUUUUACACAACAACAACAAACUUUUUCUAAUCAAAAUAUGCAAAUCAGACCGUCGAUGAAUACCCAAGUGCACGGUAUAGUGUCCAAUCAACAGAUGCGUUUCAAUUCCGUUAUGGUACUAGAACAGAACCGUGGAAAUUCCCAAAUACAACAGUCUCAAUUAUCAGAACAAACCGGUCAACAGUUAACCGAACAGAUUUAUCCGACUAAUAAGAUUACAUCGUCGCCAAGACCGAGUAUUUUGAGGAAAAGAGACCACGAAGGUUCCCCGCUUAAAGCUGCUAAGAAUCUAGUGCCGAUUUUAUCGAAUUUGUCUUCACAACAAUCCCAUUGUCUACCUCCAGCUUCACCCCCAUCGAGACCGGAUUCCAGGGGGAACGGACAUAGUUCUGGUGGUAGUACAACUAUUUCUGCUACUUCUAGUCCUGGUUUAGCAGAAAUAAACGACGACAGUAACCACGCUAUUAUAAAUAAUAAAGAAGAAGAAGAAACGAAGCCCCCUCCAAUGGAAAUGAGUCCUAGGAAGAAACCAAGAAAACAACAACUUACCGGAAACGAUUUGGACGAAAAUAAAGACGAUAUGGAAUUCAUAUCGGACCGUCCUAUAAAAAAAGAUGAAGAUUCAGAUGUAAAUCAAUCGGACGAACCGAAAGAUGGCGCCCCAGAAGCCGGACAAGUUACCACAGUAAGAAAACCAGCAUCGGCUAGUUUAUUAAACAGUUAUAGACAAAACUGGAAAGCAACUCAUAAUCAUUAUUUGAGACACACAGAUGUGAAACCAAAAGACGAAAGGAGACCUACCAUUAUGGAUCUGGCUAAUCAGUACAGGGUGCAGGAUAAAGUGAACGGAUGGAAAAUACAUCAUUUAUCCACGCAAAUGGAAGAUCUGGCCGAUCAAGAACAAACCGUCUAUAAUCAAUUGACCGAAUUGCUCAAGUGUACGGAAUCCGAAGAAGGGUGUAAACAAUUUAAUAAAGAAAUAAAUAGAAUCAACGAAUUGAUUAAGGGUAAUUUGCAGAGAAUUAAAAUUAUAAAUGACGGUAUGGUGGAAGCGAAAACCUCCAUUAUGAAAAUAUUUGAUCACAAAGUUCACGUGACUGAUAUUAUCAAUAGAUGUGCCAGUAAACGUAAUUUUAAAAAAAGGGAAAAGUCUUGAAGGUUUCCCGUUGUGUAAUUCUGUUUUUUUUUAUAUAUAUAAACAUUAAGUUUCAAUGUAUUUUUUUAUAUAACGUGUUUUUAUAUGGAAAAAUGUGUAUAAAGUUUGUUUAUUUCCCAAGGAAGAAUAUAAGGAAGGAAGAAAGAAGGACAAGUUUAAUAGUUUGUUUAAUUGUAUCAUAUAAUGAAAUUUGAAAGAGAUAUUCAUAUAAUAAAGUAUUUUUUAGAUAU